UUUUUUUUUCCUUCUUUCCCUCUGCCGCACCAAAAUAUCCUUGUCCUCUAUAUUUUUGAUACCUUGAGGGCCGAUUAUCUAAAGAGGGCUCAGUUUGUUAGGUACCUAGCACAUGCACAUACACAGAAGUUUUGAUCUGUUGUUUGUCUACAUUAGGUACCUAAGCUGUCUGUCUGGUUAUUUGAUAAUGCACGAAUAGGGAAUCUCCCUGGCUGCCCCUCACUACGAAGAAGAACUGAAACUGUACUUGGUGGUAGUUAUACAUAUAUCCAUACCUAUUUGUAUGUAUGUACUUGAGUACCCCUCCAUUGUAGUACCUACCUAGGUACCUAACCGCAUAUAAAUUUCCCGGAGUUACUAGACAAUCUGCUAAUUUGGAUUAUAUUUGACAAUUGCAUUAUAUUAUAUGACAGUUGUAUUAUAUCACCCUCUUUCCCCUUCUCCUUCCUUGCACAUAUGUCUUUGCGCGCCGCUAGUCGUGUCGACUUCGUCCCUCGAGUCUCAACAGCCACACGGCUUCGAUUAAGACCACGUACUCUCCCACGUACUCUUCCGCCAACCGCAUCUCAGUGGAGACAAAAUCACAUCUGGUGCACUCCUGCCUUAUCCUCUCCACCUUCCUACCGGCUUAGUCCACGUCUUGGGAAUCAUUCCUCACUCACUUCUGUCUCACGAACAUCUCCUUUCGAGAAGUCUAGAAACACCACUCUCUCGACACCCCUUGUUCGACAUUGCUCAUACCGGAGACAAAACAUGUGUAAGCUUGCUGGAGACAUUGACCAUACCGGAGGGGCUACCCCGGACCCCACCCAGGGCCGUGAGCUCCUCCCGACCAACGUCAUCCCGAGACAUUACGAUGUCACCUUAGAGCCCAACUUCGAAAAGUUUACCUUCGACGGUAAGGUGCUUAUCGACUUCGACGUCCAAGAACAUUCCAAGUCUAUCUCCCUCCACACCCUCCAGAUCGAUAUCCACAGCGCCAACAUCAAAUCCGGAGACAGCAUUAUUAGCUCAUCUUCGGCAAUCACGUACGAUGAGUCCAAGCAGAUCACCAGCAUCGAGCUCAAUGAUGCCAUCCCGAAGGGCAAGGCCCAGUUGGAAAUCAAGUACUCUGGUCAGCUCAAUGACCAGAUGGCCGGUUUCUAUCGCUCUACCUACAAGAAGCCAGAUGGCUCCGAAGGUGUCCUCGCUACCACGCAGAUGGAAGCAAACGACUGCCGCCGGGCUUUCCCGUGCUUCGACGAGCCCAUGCACAAGGCCAAAUUUACUGUCACUCUCAUUGCGGAUAAGCACCUGACAUGUCUCAGCAACAUGGACGUCGCGUCCGAAUCAGAAGUGCAAUCGGAAUUCAGUGGAUCUACAAAGAAGGCCGUCAAGUUUAACACGACGCCUCUUAUGUCGACUUACCUAGUCGCCUUCAUCGUGGGCGAAUUAAGUUAUAUCGAGACCAACAAAUUCCGUGUCCCAGUUCGAGUGUACGCCCCGGCUAGUUCAGAUAUCGAACACGGCCGCUUCUCGCUCGAGCUCGCAGCGCGGACUUUGGAGUACUACGAGAAAAUAUUCGGAGCCGAAUUCCCGUUGCCCAAAAUGGACAUGGUUGCUAUCCCCGAUUUCGCGGCGGGCGCUAUGGAAAACUGGGGUUUGAUCACCUACCGUGUUGUCGACCUUAUGCUGGAUGAGAAGGCCAGUGGCGCGGCAAUGAAAGAACGCGUCGCCGAGGUCGUCCAGCAUGAGCUAGCACAUCAAUGGUUCGGCAACUUGGUGACUAUGGACUGGUGGGAAGGUCUAUGGUUGAACGAAGGGUUUGCGACUCUGAUGAGUUGGCUAAGCUGCAACUACUUUUACCCAGAAUGGAAGGUCUGGGAAAAUUACGUUACUGACAAUCUCCAGAGUGCCUUGGGACUGGACUCGUUGAGGAGCAGCCAUCCUAUCGAGGUGCCGGUCAAGCGCGCCAGUGAGGUUGACCAGAUUUUCGAUGCCAUUUCAUAUUCCAAAGGUUCAUGUGUUCUUCGUAUGAUCUCUACAUAUCUUGGCGAGGAGACUUUCCUGGAGGGUGUCAGAAGAUACAUUAAGAAGCAUGCCUACGGCAACACACAGACAAAUGAUUUGUGGGCGGCCCUUGAGGAUGCCAGCGGCAAACCGGUCCGGGAGAUCAUGUCCAUCUGGACUAAGAAUGUAGGCUAUCCCGUAGUCCAGGUUACGGAAAACGAGAAGGACAGUUCUAUUCGUGUCAAGCAGAAUCGAUUCCUAAGAACUGGUGACACUAAGCCUGAAGAGGACAAAGUAUUAUAUCCGGUUUUCUUGGGCCUCCGAACGAAGGAUGGCGUAGACGACUCAUUAACGUUGACGAAGAGGGAAGAUGUGUUCAAGGUUAAGAACUUGGACUUCUUCAAGCUGAAUGCAAACCAUACCAGUAUCUACCGUACGUCCUACACACCGGAACGCCUCACAAAACUGGGCCAAUCUGCCAAGGAUGGGCUGCUAACAGUUGAGGAUCGUGCUGGUAUGAUUGCCGACGCUGGUGCUCUUGCUGUGUCAGGCUACCAGAAGACUUCUGGUGUUUUGAACCUACUAAAAGCGUUUGACACAGAGGAGUCGUUCGUGGUGUGGAGUGAGAUCAUUGCCAGGGUUGCAACCGUCCAAUCUGCGUGGGUCUUCGAGGACUCAGCCGUCAAGGAUGGCCUCGAAGCCUUUGUGAAAGAACUUGUUAGUGAGAGAGCUCACAAAUUAGGAUGGACCUUCUCAGACAAGGAUGGCCACGUUGAACAGCAGUUCAAAGCCAUGCUGUUCGGCGCAGCUGGAAUGGCUGGUGACCAGGAGAUCAUCGACGCGUCUAAGGAGAUGUUCAAGAAAUACAUGGACGGCGACAGGUCAGCUAUCCACCCGAAUAUCCGAGGAAGCGUUUUCAGCUUAGCUCUCAAGUAUGGUGGAAAGGAGCAGUACGAUGCGCUUGUCGACUUCUUCCGCAAGUCCAGUAACAGCGAUGAACGUAACACAGCACUACGAUGCAUCGGUCGGGCAAAAGACCCGGCCCUAAUCAAGCAGACAUUAGACUUCGUCCUCAGCGGCGAAAUCAAGAGCCAGGAUCUAUACCUUCCAGCAAGCGGACUCCGCAGCCAUGCCGAGGGUAUCGAGGCGCUCUUUAGCUGGCUAACUGAGAAAUGGCCAGAAAUAUCUAAGCGACUUAGCGGAAACGCGCCUAUCCUGGGUUCGAUGGUUACCAUCUGUACAUCUAGCUUUGCAAAGGCGGAUCAACUCCAGAAAGUGGAGGAAUUCUUCAAGGACAUUGACACUAAGAACUUUGCCCAGCCCCUUGCUCAAAGCAAGGAUGCCAUUCGCAGCAAGAUUGCAUGGCUGGAGCGUGACCGUGACGAUGUCGCGAAAUGGGUUAAGGAAAACGGAUACAGUUCGUGAGCGAUGAAUCGACAUGAUAUUCUCGUACGGGUUUAGAGGGUAUUUGCUAGGUAUGUGUUUAGAGGAGAAGCACGAGAGAUACCCGUAGAAAAGGAUAGAAAAGCAAUCGCCAAUCAUAAGAAGUAAACAAGCAUUAUAUUUAUUCCCCCCC
Messenger RNA from Daldinia loculata, 3565 nucleotides. RefSeq names its product peptidase family M1-domain-containing protein. Gene Ontology annotation, biological process: peptide catabolic process; proteolysis. NCBI's taxonomy places the organism in Eukaryota, Fungi, Ascomycota, Sordariomycetes, Xylariales, Hypoxylaceae. The transcript has 5 exons. The coding region runs from base 457 to 3414 and encodes 985 amino acids. The record is from RefSeq and is a predicted model, not a curated record. Gene Ontology annotation, molecular function: peptide binding; metalloaminopeptidase activity; zinc ion binding. Gene Ontology annotation, cellular component: cytoplasm.